ACUUGCUGUUUUGUGAAUUUUGGACCAAAAAUGGCGACGUAUUGGAAAUCCCAACCUCGAAAAUUUUGCGACACUUGUAAAUGUUGGCUCUCGGAUAACAAAGCGAGUAUUGAGUUUCAUGAACGAGGGAAGAGUCACCAAGAGAAAAAAGAGAAGCAGAUCGCAGCGUUGCGGAAAAAAAGUGCUAUUCAAUACAAAAAUCAACAAAAAGCUGGACAAUACAUGAAACAGAUUGAAAAAGCCGCUUUGAAGCAAUACAAAAAAGAUUUAGCUGAACAAGGAAUUAAACUGAAUUUACCUGAGGACACUGAAAAGGAGGAAAAACAGUCAAAUUCUGGCGUUAAUUCUUUUAAAGACUCACAAACGGGGAGUAAAAAUUCAAAAAAACGUAAAACGCAACCCAAAACUAAUAAUUGGACUAAAGAAGUAUCACCCGAAGGCCACACGUACUAUUGGAACACUGAAACGGGAAAAUCCCAGUGGGUGAAACCUGAUGGUUUUAUUGAUAAAGAAGAAAAAUCUGGGGAUUCCCCGAAAGCAGCGAAAGUUUCUACAGAGGAAUCACCUUGGACUGAGCAAGUUGCCCCAGAGGGAAAUACCUACUAUUGGAAUACUGAAACUGGGAAGUCCCAAUGGGUAAAACCAGAGGGCUAUAAUCCCGAAAAUUUGACAUUCAAGCCUAUUGAAAACAAAGACGAUAGGGAGGGGGAAGCCCCUACUAAAAAUCCUAAAUAUGGUGGAGAUCCAUAUGGCUCCUGGUCGGUCAUAAAAGAAACUAAGUCGGAAAAGAAAAUCGAUUUGCAACUCCCUAAAAAACUCUCUAGCGCUGAAAGUGACGGUCUUAUAGACAGGACUUCAUUAGAGGAAUCGCAUGAGCCCAAAAAGCGAGAAUUUGAUGAAAAAAUUGUUAAAUCGUUAGGUGGGGGGUCAGAAAAUUUUAAGAAAAAAUCUGUCAAACAAAGAUCAAUUAGAAAACGUAAUGUUGAUGAUUAAUUGACAUUUGGGGUUAAAGUUCAUGUACUUAGUUCCUGCAUUACUUCCUGACUUUUUAUUUAAUUUUUGUUUUGUGCACUCAUGUACUUUGUUCACUAUUUCAGACCACAAUGCCAUAAUAUGACCAUGAUGUAUUUUUUUUUUCACAUGGGGGGGGGGGGGGGUGAGGGCAGUGGCGGGCCAAAGGAGCAGCUGCCCUGGGCAGCACGUUAUAGGGGUGAGUUUGUUGCUUAGUUCGAUAGUUUAAAUAAUAAUAUUACCAAUUUACCAUUACAAACAUUUUACCUCUUACUUGACUUUAAAUUUAUUUAUUCUCAUGUAUAUAACAUCUAUACGGUAAUUUGUUUAUCCCCCAAAAUUUUUUUUGAAGUUAGGUAUAAGAGGCAGCAUUAUCAGAAACUCGCCCCGGACAGGCCACGCCACCGGGUGAGUGAUGUCCAUAUUUAGAAAUUUGAUUGAAAAAGUAACUUUUCAAAACUGAUGGUCAAACAUGAAAUAGACUUUCAUUUCUGCCUCUGUAAAAAUAGAAAAUGAAUGAAGUAAAUAUUUAUCUGCAUUACUCUC
Messenger RNA from Styela clava, 1557 nucleotides. Its product is annotated as WW domain-binding protein 4-like. Gene Ontology annotation, molecular function: RNA binding; protein binding; zinc ion binding. Gene Ontology annotation, biological process: mRNA splicing, via spliceosome. The record is from RefSeq and is a predicted model, not a curated record. Lineage: Eukaryota; Metazoa; Chordata; Ascidiacea; Stolidobranchia; Styelidae. Gene Ontology annotation, cellular component: precatalytic spliceosome; nucleus.